Rangifer tarandus platyrhynchus (Svalbard reindeer) is the source of this 1980-nucleotide messenger RNA. NCBI's taxonomy places the organism in Eukaryota, Metazoa, Chordata, Mammalia, Artiodactyla, Cervidae. The record is from the annotation of a GenBank genome assembly.
AUGCAGGAGAACCUCAGAUUUGCCUCAUCGGGAGAUGACGUUAAAAUAUGGGACGCUCCAUCGAUGACGCUGGUGGAUAAGUUCAGCCCGCACGCUGCGCCUCAUGUUAUUAGCUCAGUGUGUUGGAGCAGCAAUAAUAACUUUCUAGUGACAGCAUCUUCCAGUGGUGACAAAAUAGUUGUCUCAAGUUGCAAAUGUAAACCUGUCCCACUUUUAGAGCUUGGUGAAGGGCAAAAGCAGACAUGUGUCAGUUUAAAUUCAACAUCUAUGUAUUUGGUAAGCGGAGGCCUAAAUAAGACUGUUAAUAUUUGGGAUUUAAAAUCAAAAAGAGUUCAUCGAUCUCUUAAGGAUCAUAAAGAUGAAGUAACCUGUGUAACAUAUAAUUGGAAUGACUGCUACGUUGCUUCUGGAUCUCUCAGUGGUGAAAUUAUUUUGCACAGUGUAACCACUAAUUUAUCUAGUACUCCAUUUGGUCAUGGUAAUAGCCAGUCUGUUCGGCACUUGAAGUACUCCUUAUUUAAGAAAUCACUCCUGGGCAGUGUUUCAGAUAAUGGAAUAGUAACUCUCUGGGAUGUGCAUAGUCAGAGUCCAUACCAUAACUUUGACAGUACACAUAAAGCUCCGGCUUCAGGCAUCUGUUUUUCUCCUGUCAAUGAACUGCUAUUUGUAACUGUGGGCUUGGAUAAAAGAAUCAUUCUCUAUGACACUUCAAGUAAGAAGCUCGUGAAAACUUUAGUGGCUGAUGCUCCUCUGACUGCAGUGGAUUUCAUGCCUGAUGGAGCCACUUUGGCUAUUGGAUCCUCCCGUGGGAAAAUAUAUCAAUAUGAUUUAAGGAUGCUGAAAUCACCAAUUAAAACCAUCAGUGCACAUAAGACAUCUGUGCAGUGUAUAGCAUUUCAGUACUCCACUGUUCUUUCUAAGUCAGGUUUGAAUAAGGGCUGUUCAAAUAAGCCCACAGCUGUGAACAAACGCACUGUUAAUGUGAGCGCCGGCGGAGGAGGAGCCCAGAAUCCUGGUGUGGUCAGAGAGGCAGCCACCACAUCCCUUGCCACAGUUCUGCCCCAGCCCACGGCAGCCGCUGUGGGAAAGGGAACAAGUGCUCCUCAAGACAAAGCAGGUCUGACUCGAAGCAUAAACACCGAUACUUUAUCAAAGGAAACAGAGAGUGGGAAAAAUCAGGAUUUCUCCAGCUUUGAUGAUUCUGGAAAAAGUAGUUUAGGUGACAUGUUCUCACCUGUCAGAGAUGAUGCUGUAGUUAACAAAGGAGGUGAUGAGUCCAUAGGCAAAGGAGAUGGCCUUGACUUUCUACCACAAUUGAACUCAGUGUUUCCUCCAAGAAAAAAUCCAGUAGUUUCAAGCACUUCAGUAUUGCAUUCUAGUCCUCUUAAUGUCUUUAUGGGGUCUCCUGGGAAAGAAGAAAAUGAAAAUCAUGAUCUGACAGCUGAAUCUAAGAAAAUGUAUCUGGGAAAACAGGAAUCUAAAGACUCCUUCAAGCAGUUUGCAAAGUUGCUCUCCGGUGCUGAAACUGGAAAUCUAAAUGCCUCUCCAUCAUCUAACCAAACAAGAAGCCCUGAGAAAUUUGAAAAGCCAGAGAAAGAAAUUGAAGCCCAGUUAAUAAGUGAACCUCCAGGCAAUGGAUCCUCAACUCCAAAUCCAAAGAUAGCAUCCUCUGUCACUGCUGGAGUUGCUAGUUCACUAUCAGAAAAAAUCGUUGAUACCAUUGGAAAUAGUCGGCCAAAUGCACCGUUGUCAUCUGUUCAGAUCCGUUUUAUUCAGAACAUGAUACAGGAAACCCUGGAUGACUUUAGAGAAGCAUGCCAUAGGGACAUUGUGAAUUUGCAAGUGGAGAUGAUUAAACAGUUUCAUAUGCAAUUGAAUGAAAUGCAUUCUUUGUUGGAAAGAUACUCAGUGAAUGAAGGUUUAGUGGCGGAAAUUGAAAGACUACGAGAAGAAAACAAAAGACUGCGGGCACACUUUUGA